AUGGCCCUCUGCGAUCUCUUCAACAACAGUGGCUUUCGCCACUAUGCCACCGGCACCCCCUGCUUUGACGCCCACGAUGCACUGCGGGACCCGAUCACCCCCUGCGAGGCCUCCGUGGCCUCUGGCAGCAGCUGCUUUGAUGAUAACUGCACCAUGAGCUCCAAAGACCUGUUUGGUGCCAGCAGCAGCAGCAGCAGCAGCGCCGACUCCACCGACGAGCCCUCGCUGCCGCUGCCCAGGUCCUGGUUUGCACGGCUCUCCCCGCAGGUGCCCUCCUGCGGCAUCGCCGACACACCCGGCGGCCCCAGCGGCGGCGGCGACUUCAGCAGCAAGGAGGACCUAGCCUACUUCAACGAGCGCCACCGCGCGCGGCUGCUGAGCGCCGGCUUCAGUGACGACGAGCUGUGCUACGACGACGGCGGCCUGCUGCUGGGGCCAAUCCCCUUUGACUGCGGCAGCAACGACGGCGCCGGCGGUGCCGGCGGCGCCCCCGCGCCGCAGCCCGACUGCCCCGUCGUGGUGGACGAGCAGGACAGCAUCAGCGCCGCGCCCGGCGCGUACGACGCCGCGUUUGCCGACGAAAUCGACGCCUUCUUCGCCGCCGCCGGCGAGGCGCCCUUCAACGCCUGGCGGCAGGCGCCCGAGGAGCCCUUCAGCUUUGCGGCGGCGGCGGGCCCCAGCGGCCUGGGCAGCGUGGUCGGCGGCGGCUCCCUGUCCCUCUUCAUGGGCGCCCCCCUGGACCUGGAGGUGUUCCCGGCCCCCACAGCCGGUGGCGCCUGCGCCGCCGUGGCGGACGAGCAGGUGGCCAUCAGCGCCGCGCCGGGCGCCAGCGCCGGGAGCGGCGCCGAGGGUUGGCCCGCCUUUGACUUCACCUUUGCCAGGUUCGGCGCCGAGGGCUGCUGCUGCUGGAUCGGCGGCGAUGUCUUUGCCGCCGCUAGCAGCGGCAGCGGCAGCGACAGCGGCGGCGGCGACGACAGCGGCAGCGGCAGCAAUGAGGGCGGCAGCGGCAGCGGCGGCGGCAACAGCAGCGGCGGCAUCGGCGGCGGCAGUAUCGGCGGCGGCGGCAACAGCAGCGUCGGCGGCGGCAUCGGCGGCGUCGGCGCCGGCCUCUCGGCGGGCCGGCCUCCAAUUGGUGGCGCCGCUGUGGCAGCCGCGGGUCGCCCCAAGACCCGCGCGCCGCGGGCGCCUCGCGCCGCGCCGGAGCCGGUCGCGGCGCGGACGCGCCGCCAGCUUCGCGCGCGGGCGGAGGCGGCGCAGCCCGUCUCCGCGCGGACGCGGUCCAAGGGCGGCGGGGCCGGCGCUAGCGCCGCGGCGUGA
Molecule: messenger RNA, 1317 nt
Organism: Monoraphidium neglectum
Lineage: Eukaryota; Viridiplantae; Chlorophyta; Chlorophyceae; Sphaeropleales; Selenastraceae
Exons: 1
Coding region: 1-1317 (438 amino acids)
Source: RefSeq, a predicted model, not a curated record